Molecule: messenger RNA, 15748 nt
Organism: Paramuricea clavata
Lineage: Eukaryota; Metazoa; Cnidaria; Anthozoa; Malacalcyonacea; Plexauridae
Source: the annotation of a GenBank genome assembly
AAUAUGUGUUUUAGUGAAUUAACAUUGGCGGGUGAUGAAUUACACGAUUAUUUACAUAACACUGGAGGUAUAUAUGUAACGUUGCGUACUACGAGUUUUGCAGAAAAAAAUUUUCCCCGUUAUAAUGCAUGGUCGGGGUGUAAAUUGAAAAACGUUGAUUUCUUUAUGAUUUUCUCGACAUUGAGCAUAAUAUCAUGUGAUAUGAUUUUCUCAACAUUGACAACUCGUGAGACUGGUUGCCUGUGACCAUUGAUGUCAUAUGUUAACAAAGGCGUUGGUUCACCUAUUAGUGAAACCAAAACGGUGUCUUUUUUACGAAAGCAUCUUUUGUAUAUUAAGAAUGUACCACUAAACUAGAACAAGGUAGGUAGAACAAAAAAGGUUGGAAUAAUUAAUGGAAAAUGCCGUAACAGUCGUUCAUGAAUGCUUUCUAUGUUGAUGAAAGUAUUCGCUCAUUUAUUAUUAUAAGUAAUAGCAUGGCAUUCAGGGCGAUUAGUGAUUAAAUGUACCCGAAAGCCGAGAGAGGUUUAGUAAACCUCUCGAGGCUUGAGGGACAUUUCAUCACUAAUCGACCGUAAUGCCAUGCUAUUACUUUGUAAUAUCAUAGUUGCCGAGGGAAUCCGCGCGUGUUGUGUUGCCUGUUUUGAAUGCUGUUUGAUUGUCUUAUGAUUGUGGUACGAACACUUUUCAUAUAUACGCACGCGCAGAAACACAUCUCCGUGUCCAUUGGCGUUUUAGGCAUGCGCAUAAACGGAAUUUUUUCUCACAAUUGUAAUGUUCAGGAUUAGGGAAUAAAAGCUGGCAAAGUGAUUGUUUGAAUGUGUACGGGACGGUAUCGUUAGAUACUGUCCAUAGUUGUGCCGAUGAUUUUCGAUGAGGUACAGCUCUUCAAUCAGAGGUAAUGAGGUACGCUUUUGUCUUCUAAAUUUCCCUCAUCAAGCAUGCAGGGGGAAAAAUUAGAAGACAAAGAAAUCCUUUGUUUUCAACUAAAUUUCCCGGGGAAAUUUAGUUGAAAACAAAGGAAUUCUUUGUCUUCUAAUUUUUGACAAAAGCGUAUGCAUGGGUAAUGAGGUAAAUUAGUGAUUAAUCGUACCUCGCGAGACAAAGGAUUUCGAGGCAACUAUGGUAUUACAGCAGUAAUUUUUGUCCAUGUCUCCCAACGCCCAACGUGUACUUUUUAUUAACAAGUUUAGUACUUUUGUGUUUGCUUUUUUAGCCCUCUUGAAGUUUUGCAGGCUGCUGGCCCUCCGGACUUGCUGCUUUAAUAUUCAUAUUUUAUAUCUUUUUGUUAUAGUUGUGUCUCAAUCAUCAGUCCCACUCUUUGAUCAGGUACAGUUACACUAAAUGCACGGAUGCAAUUACACCAAAUAACAAAUAGGUUUUAAUGCAUUAAUUUUGAUAAUAAACAGCUGCUAAAUUAAAUAAUGCUUUUUUCCACUAAUUGUAAGAAAAAGCCACAGAGACACAGGUUUAAUAGAGUGUUGCAGGUUUUGAUAAGGAUUGUAGAUUGCACUCGGAAGGAGCCAAUUAUGUUCCCGAGAACCAUAGUUUUGAGGCCAGUUGAAUUUUUGGCAAACAUUUGAGAUAUUCUGAAUCUGUCCCGCUUCCAGUAAUUCCGGGCCUCAAAAGUUCUCCGGCCCCUUUGCCCGCGUCCGAUUGCCCGACUACUCAGUCCGCCCUUGUGCGGUUAGUUGCUCCCAAUGCAAUAUAGGAUGUAAGACAAACAAAAUCAGAUUGUGCACAAAUAUACAUUCCGUUGUCCCUUUGAAACAUGACCCUCAGCUUUGCACAAAUGCAUGUUCGUGGAACUUCGUGGGACGAAGACAUAAAUAUAUAGUAACCCAAACUUUUUUGUAUAAUACUGUAAAUCCAACAUGAAAUCGUCAGGUCAUAACCACAGUAAUUUCUGGAACAAAGUGCAAUAAACGGUACAGUCUAUUACUCUAAAAUUACGGACUUAUAUAUUUACCAAAUGUGGAACACAUGCCUGCAAAUUAUGCCCAAAUAUCGGACACCCAAAUUUUAAUAUGUAAUUCUGAUAUUAUAGACAAAUCCGUCAACAAGCAAAAACCAGGCUUCCCAGCAACCACCACGGGUAUCAACAGGUAAACGUGGUUAAUUAUCAGUGGCGGAAAUUCACUUUUUCCGGUGGGUGGCGAAGCCUUCUAAAUUCCGACAAAACUUUCAAAUUUCCGACAACAACCCCCCCCCCUCCCCCCCCAAUUUGCACUCGAAAAGGCUGUUUUUGGCCCUUUUAAAGGUCAAAAUUUCCAAAAAUUCGUCAUUUUCCACGAAAGUGGGGGUGGUGCGGCCGCCCCCUCCCGCCACACCAAGAUUUCCGCCACUGUUAAUUAUAGCAUUAGAAUGCUGUUGUUAGGGUUUGUAAUCCAAGUGAGUAUAUAUACAUUUUAAGACCUGACCAGGAACGACUGCGAAAAAUGCAGCACAAGGUCCUCUUCACGGGAAAAUUCUUACCAGAGGAGUUUUCUCAGUCGUUCCUGGUCAGGUCUUAAAAUGUAUAUAUACUCACUUGGAUUACAAACCCUAGCAACAGCAUUAUAUUAAUACCACCAAGUGAAGUGCAAGAAACCAGAUCAUUGAAUUCAGUCCAUCUUAAUUAUAGAAUGCAUGCUGUACAUGAGAGACCUUUUUGCAUGCUCAAUAAACAAGACUUGGUACUAUACAGUGCGAUGCCCUGGAGAAUGCGCAAAACAAGUGCACCAGAAGCGCAAAGACGUAAUAUUUUUGAAUAAAUAUCAAGGCUUAUGAUUCGAACAAACUAUAGUAAAAGAAACUCACGCAGCGAAUGUAAAGCGAUGCCUAACUUCGUUUGAGCCCUACAAUCAAAAGUAACAUUGAUUGUUUUGGUAAUAUCUUGUAUAUAUUUUUAGCUGUCGAUAACAGAAUUUCAUUGGAGAUCAUUCCCAACAAAUGCUCCAUCAAGGUUUGUGUGCUUGGAACAUAUUAUGUGCGAUAUUUUAACACAUAUACCCCUUGCCAAGCUGUCUAGGCUUAUAAACAGAAAUUUGCGAUUUUUGAUAGCUUUUAGGACAAGGCCAGUUUCACUUUGCUGUUUUGUGAAUAGUGGUAUCAGUCAAUAUACCGGGUGGCGCAAAAAAAAGUUCAGGCGUUUGCUCUAUACUAUAGCGAAAAAACUACAAGAGCUACGUCGCCCAAAUAAAUGUGGCUGUAUUCAUAAAAGGCUAUAAGUUUUUGAUAGGUCAUCCAUAAGAUUUCACGAGAUAUCAGCGUUUAUACUUGCGUAAGCAUUUUCAAAAGAGUAAUCAAAAACGGCCCAUUGAACUAAUUUGAUGCCAUUACGCUGGGCAUCGCCAGUUUAUUUUCUGGGCAAGCUAGUGAUGAGUAAAUGCGGAGAUAAGCCUUGCCCCACGCUUUCAGAUUUGACAGUGUCAGUGUCCAAUUUUUUGUCUUUGUAGCUUGUUGAAAUAUUAAAUUUGGAGUAUGCCACAUCGAUUAGCAACCAACCAAUUUGAGAGCUUCGUGCAUGAAGCGUUGUUUUAGCAUGCCGCAACUUGGAGCAGUAAAUGAUUCAAGAUUCCUUCAAUUCGACUUCAUGCUUUCAGGAGCGAGACGUUGCAUGUGGCGGACAUGCAUUUCUAAUAAAUAAAUAUUUGUUUUUAAAAAUAAAACGGAUUCUGAAUGUAGUUCGCCUAAAUGCAGUUCAUUGAUGAAAGAAUACUUAAUAGGCCGUUUUAGCUAAAUUUUUUCAAAACUUGCGAAAGUGCUUACCCGAGUUUAAACGCUGAUACCUUGGUAAAUAUUUAAUGAAAUCGUGUGCAUGACCUAUCAAAAUUUAAGUUAGACACUUCUGAAUAAACGAUAAAUGUUAUUUGAGCUAAAUAGCUGUUCUAGUUUUUUCGCUAUGUAAAUCAAACAAGGGAACUUUUUUCUGCGCCACCCGGUAGUGUAAACAUUCUUGGUCUCUCGAGAUGGUGUUAAUUUUCAUCACGUUUUAGGGUAUACUAUCUACUAUUUCAAACGUGCAUAUAGCUGAGAUUGCUCGCGUUACUUUAGUUUUCUGGGUUUUAAUUAUUGAAAUAAAGUUGGCCAUUGUAGUCAUAGUUGAUCUAAAGUUAUGUUUAUAAAACGUUUAAAAACUGCCCUUAUAUCGACUUAAUGUUAAAUAAACCAUGCAUAAUUCCUCAGUUUUGAAUUGUUAGAGUUGUAAUUGAGCGAUGAUUUUUAUUCCUUUUAAAAGUGUAUUGAUUGCGAAAAUACUGUAUAUAGCCUGUUUAUAUAUUAACUUGAAAAUGUCUUGAGUUUAAGAAAAAAAGGAGACCCUUAAUAACAAAACUUUAAUGCUAUACUUUCGUAAUGUAUAUAGCUCUUAUAUUCUUCGACUGCAAUUCCCAUGCAGUACUGUAGAAAUGUUAACGCCCACUUGGUUCAUCACUUAAGCUGUAUAUUGUAUUUGACUGAUUUUAUAUUUUCUGGUUUUACAGGGAGGCUGUUCAUUUAUUCUUCAUGCAAAAAAAGCUCUGCAAGGUGGAAUAUUUCAUGUUAAAUUUGGUAAUUAUGGGACCUGCAAAGCAUCAGGAUCUGGAAACGAAUAUCUUCAUGGGUUGGAAGAUAUUCCUCCAGGUACGUCUUAACGUAAAGUAGUUAAGUCUGUUGGUGAUUGUUUGUGUUUUGUUUUGCUUGCGUAUUUAUUCAAGUAAAAUUGCUUUUUUGACGCAAAAGAAAGCGGGAAAAACGUUUAAAAUGAUCCGCGACUAUUCUAUUUUUUUAAGCGCUAAGACGAGGCACACAUUUGGUCGAUGUGCAGGUAUCCGACGAAACUGGGAAGAUUAUAGACACUAUUAUAUUCCAGUACGAGGAUCAUGAGGCAACCGAACGUGCGCACACGCUGCGUAGUAAAGGUUUAAGGUCAUCAGACGGAUCGAAUCCUCCUAAUGAACGCCUUAAACCAACUGAAAAAUCAAGUAGGUGCUGGUCUGAUUGUGCGUUCUUGAUACAAAUUUUUUUAGUACACUAAAAUUCAAGAAUAAGUUUUUGUGGAAGGCCAUGCAUUUAAUAGGGUGGAGUUAGAGAGGAAGAAAUAAUGGACGAAAAAUAAACAGGGAAAGAAACGAACAAAGGAAAUUUGUUGGGAGAGGAGUGAGUGGAUGGACUGUAUUUCAAAUGUAUACAGUAAGGAUUUGAGGCAACAAUAACUUAGAAGGGACGUUUCCCUAGAGGGAUAGAAGGGAUAUUAAAACAAAAAAUCAUCAUAUGAGGCUACAGCAGUGACGUCAACAAAAGUUAGGAGCAUGCAUGCAGGGGCAUAUUAACCUCUCUAUUGUAAAGAGUAUCGAACUCAGCACAUUAUACACAGUAAAGUGUUUGUAAAUUAUAUUUAUAAAGUAAUUUAUAAAUUUUUGUAGGUGAUUCUGACGGUUAUACAGGUUCUCCUGAAAAAAAGCCCAGGAAUGUUCCUAUUGAUAUGACAAUGCUAAUGUAUUUGUGUGACGAAAUGGCAGCUGAAGGCGAUGAACACUUUUUUAGUGCGUUAAUUAAGCUUCGUAUCAUGGCAGCAGUUUUAGAAAAUCAUAGCGGAUAUUACAAAGAUUUUGCAGAAACUGCGCGGGAAAAUGGCCACAAUAAGUUAGCUGAGACAAUCGAAACGUCUUCAAGGUAUAUAAGAGCUUCAGCUGUUCAGUAUUUGUUAUUUUAUUCAAUCACUAUAACAUAAGAUAUUUUUCAGGGAGCUAUCCUGUGGUCUUCACAUGGAAGCACUAACAUUUGGUAAGCUUCAUGAUGCUGUUCAAGAAGAAAGAUCAUUAUCAAAGUCUGGUAAGUAUUUUAUAUGCAACUUGUGUACUUAAGUUCCAAACGACAUUAUGAAGCGAUGUUUCAACAUCACUGUUUCAAGUACCAGGUAACUAAACCUGCUAUAGCAGAACAAAUCAACCAAAUAGGACCGAACUGAUUUCCUAUAUUCCCCAUCAAAAGUCACUGUCUCCCAAGACUUAUGACAAGAGUGCUGUGUGGCUUGCUCAUACUGUACGUACCAACGUUAUCUAUAUGUGAGAUUACCACUUUUUCUCUCCGUAGUAAUAAAUCCGCGCGCGCAUCUAUUUUUCCCGUCGAUAUGCGUAAAAGCUUGGAUUUAUGAAAUUUUUAGGAUUUGUAUGAAAAAGCGGUAAGAUUUGUGAAACACCGAAAGCGUUGACUAUAUCUCACUCGUUUAAAUUAAAACAUGUUUUUGUAGGCGAAAGCAACAGUUGCAUGGGUAUAUUAUAUAAGAUCAUGCCUUCCGUUGAUGGCUUGAUGCAUGCAGUCAGAAUUGCAUUUGUCUUACAAAUAUACAAUAAUGUAGAAAACGAUUUUUAGAUUCCAUUAAUAGUUCCGAUUCUGAUGACAACUCAAAUCCUUGUUCCAGUGAUUAUGAUGGGGAUUGUGAUUCUGAAGGUGAACAUUGAAUUUGUAUUAUUUUCUUAUUACCAUUAUUUUCUUAUUACCGCUCGAUUGAGCGCCGCCCCCGAUUGAGCGCCGCCCCCGAAUAAGCGCCGCAUUAGAGACAUAGAUAUCUUAUAUACACUAGAUAGCGCAUCUCAUUUAGUAAAAUUGAAGCCAAGAAUAUUCCAGCGGUUACCCUCAUUUGAAUAGAUGGCGGCCAUGUUGGUCGUUCCCACUUGCUAAUAAACGCUUAAAAACAACACUAACUUUCAUUAUUUGAAGAGUUUAAAAAGUAUUUGGAAUAGGUUUAACUUAAUGUUUAAGUUCCCUGUUUAAGAAAUAGAAAACAUACGAAUCUCCUCAUUUCAUGGGAAUAUCCUGAGACUGCAAUCACGGCUUCAAUUUUUGAAUUGCAGAAUAAUUAGAUGCACUAUCUAGUGUAUAUAAGAUAUCUAUGAUUAGAGAUCAUUUUUUUUUAAAGAGCUGCCCCCGAAUGAGCGCCGCACUAAACAGUAUAAAACUUUUCCGCCGUCAAAGUGGGGACAUUUAGUGACAAAGACAUUUAAAACUAAAUUUAUUGUUAAAAGUUUCUGUUAUAGUUCACAAAUAAAAGUUUUUUUAAAGAGCGCCGCCCCCGAUUGAGCGCCUCCCCCGAAUGAGCGCCGCAUCUGAAGAUCUGAAAAGUUAAAGAGCGCCGCGGCGCUCAAACAGGAAAUUUAUAAUCACCGCGCUAUAUAAAAAAGAAAUCCGUACGCAUGCAUGUAUGUUAUAUCUGUUGUUUUUUUUUUACUUAAGUUUUUAAUUUUAGUUUUUUUAUUUAUUUAUUUCAUGAAGAUGAUCAGUCUAUGAAUAAAAGUGUAAACGAAAAUGAGGACGAUACUGACGCUGUUUUAGGCGGCUGUGAAUCACAAAACUAUGAUCGUAAGUAAGGCGUAAUACCACAGUAUUCUGUAAAUAGUUUAAGUUUUACGAUGCUUGAAACUAUUUAUUUACUUGGAGUUUUUUUUUAAAUUUAAAAUGAAAUAUUCAGGUCUUAACGAGGAGACAAAUUCAAAGAAUGAUGUCAUAAUAUAUGAGCCAGAGCCAGUCGCUGACUCACUCGCAGGUAACCUUUAAAAAGUUUUUAUUACGAAAGUCACCUAACUGUACCCUGGAUUCCAGAGCCUGCGACAAUAAAUAAUAAAUUGAAAUGUCGCGAAGGCUCUGGUUCAACGGGGCGAUUAUUUGAUUAAACCGCGCCAAUCACAAAACAGAAUUAGUGGUUUUAGUACAGAAUCUGUACUAAAACCACUAAUUCUGUUUUGUGAUUGGCGCAGUUUAAUCAAAGAAUCGCAAUCUGUACUAAACCCACUAAUUCUGUUUUGUGAUUGGCGCGGUUUAAUCAAAGAAUCGCCCCGUUGAACCAGAGCCUUCGCGACAUUUCAAUUUAUUAUUUACUGUCGAAGGCUCUGGAAUCCAGGGUACCGAACUGUGGAAUCACAUCAAAAAUUCGUAUCGCCGCCACUACCACAAAUGUCCACGACUGCACCUACAUAUUUUUGUAAACAUUUACAAUUCUAAUUUUAAACAGCUAAUCGACGUUUAAUUGGAAUUGUUACCAUUGCGGUCGUAGACGUUUGUGGGAGUGGCGGCGAUACGAAUUUUUGAUGCGAUUCCACAGUUCGGUGACUUUCGUAAUAUAUGCUAAAUAAAACUUUAAAACCAUCAUUAAUUAAUGUUGAAUAAUUAAUUUACUUUUAAUAGGCCGUAGGAUCAGCAUUCAAAAUAUGCUCUAGAAAACGAAUUCCGUUGCACCUCUCGUGGAACUACAUAAUUUUCACAUGAAUAAAUAGAUAAAAAUUUACUUUAUCAGAAUACGUUGCUCCCCAAGCGAAACAAGUGCACAAUUGGGAAAAAAAUCCCUCCAAAGUUUGCUAUUUUCCCACUUCGAAAUAUUCGAACCGCUAGAGCUGUGCGCCGGAGCCGGAUUACUGAAGCCGGAGCUGGAAAAUAAAAGACAAAAUUAUUUCAUAUUUCAAUGAACUUUUGGUAAUGGAAAAAUUAAGUUGAAUGAUUUGAAGUUACUAUAAAGUAUUAAAGUUUAAUUACUUGCUCCGAUCCGAUUCGUGGUUUCGAAAAUUCUGUAAGCGCAUUGCUAUCGCUUUUGAUACAAAAAUCCACUGACCCCGAUGAAUUUUGGGGGAAAAUACCACGCUGCCAUGCGGUUUUACUUCCUACAAAACGUCGUUUAAACAAGCACCAAACAACAUAUUUGAUAAGUAAAGGAGAAAGCUCAAAAAGGAAUAAAAUAAAUUCUGAAAUUGCACUGAAAUACUUCGUCUGCUUCUACUUUUAAAUAUGAAAUUGCCUUAAAAUUUCCUUGCAGGAGCUGGAGUUUUUGACUGCCGGAGCUACAAUAACCGGAGUUUGCACAGCUCUACGAACCCCUUGUUUAAGCCCUUUAACUAUCCGUUCUGUUUUCUACCUCACACGAAUUUGUAUUGAAUUAGGAUGCUAAUAAGUAGAAUUAAACGUUAAAACGGUAUUUUGAAACAAUAGCCAAUGAAGGGAAAUGAUUUAGCCGUAUGAGCAAGCAAAAUGUACAAUGUGUUUUAAACAAUAUUUAAUGUGUAUGUAUUUUUUAUUCGUCAGUAUUACAAGGUUUGAUCUCUAUUCCGUGAUUUUAUUUUGUUGUUUUUACGGGGGAAAUCGGGGAAAACCCACAGGGAAAAUCCAAUUUUCCUGUCUGCGCGUGCGCAGUGCGAGUUUGGCUGACGUGCGCAUGCGUAUUUACUACCAUAACAAUAGCGGUUCGAAUAUUUCGAAGCGCGAAAAUUGCAAACUUUGGAGGGAUUUUUUUUCCAGUUGUGCACCUGUUUUCGCUUGGGGAGCAACGGAUUCUGAUAAAGUAAGUUUUUAUCUAUUGAUUCAUGUGAAAAUUAUGUAGUUCCACGACGGGUGCAACGGAAUUGCAUCUUUUGGAGGAUGAUCGUACGGUUUAUAAGUGGCAUUUCUACUUAUUUUGACGCAGAAUUUAACCACUGGUCUUAUUAUUUUGAAAUCUUUUAAAAAUUUAAUUAUAUAAUUGGGACAAAUGUAUGGCUGAAAAUUGGUCUGGAAAAGAAAAAGUCAUCCAUUUUCGACUAGACGGAUUUGUUCGCGCCUAGCGAGAAACAAAUUUCGGCAUUGUGAUUGGUUAGCGAAAAAGAUUGCCGCGAAAAAGUAGAAACUUUCAUUGCAAGAGGAACUUUUACUUCGGGCUUAGCUUAGGAUGCCGUUCAUGCACGUUGUUUACUGUUCAGGACCGUAUCACAGAUUGAAGACAACUUGAUCUGUCACCACUUUUUAUGCGCAACUGCGCUUUGGCAAGUGUCGUGCACAUUUUCUGUGAGGAAUUAUAGAAAUUGUCCAAUUUUUUGGCAACAAACACUUAACAGCGAUAGAUUUUGACCAAAAGACACAAUUAGACUAAAGGACCUGAAGCACAAAAACAGUGGGUGGAAAAGUCAAAAUUUUAUAUUUCACCAAUGCAAACAGGGAUAUGCCUAUUUAUGUCAAACACCUUAGACAGUCGAUUAAAUGACACACAAAUUAUUUAACAUCAUAUACCAUACUUACCAUACCAUACAGUACUGUGCCGUGCUCACGAAAAUCAUAGAUUAAAAUUUUAAUUUUGUAAUUGUAUAAGUUUGGUGAGAUUUUUUUCCAAACCCAUAGAAGAGGCCUGCGGAGGAGGCUAUUACCUGCAGUUUACUAUGGCAUGUUAUAUCUGUUUUAACAAAAUACAAAACAAGUGAAACUCCAAAAAUCGAUAACAUUUUUAUUUAUCUACGUUUCGACUGUAUUUCGGUCAUCAUCAGGAUAAACUAGCUAGGUUAUAUAUCAAAAGCAGCAUUUAUAUGAAGAAAUAUGAUACAGUCAUUAGGUUGAUUAUCAAUGAAUUAAUUAAAUAUGGUUAGUUCUGUAGAAGCUUUAAGUCCAUGAUUAAGUUCAAGUUUAUAUCUUUGAAUAGCGAGGGAUUCUUGAUACAGCAAAAGGGACCAAUGGUUAGAUUUAUCAAUUACUAAAUAUGUGGAAAACAUGUUCAGCCAUCAUACAUGAAUACAUGUUCAGCCAUUGACUGUAUCAUAUUUCUUCAUAUAAAUGCUGCUUUUGAUGUAUAACCUAAUUAGUUUAUCCUGAUGAUGACUGAAAUAUAGUCGAAACGUAGAUAAAUAAAAUGUUAUCGAUUUUUGGAGUUUCACUUGUUUUGUAUUUUGUUAAAAUACUCAGUGGUUCUAAAAAGAUCUGUUUUAUUUUCUUUAAAUUGAUGUUGUUUCAUUUACUUAUCUUAUGAAGAUGGUCAGUGUUGUACGAAUGGAAAUUUAAAAGGAAAUGGGGACAAAACUGAUGCUGUUCUUGGCAGCUGUAAUUCACACUGCUAUGGCAGUAAGUAUAUAGGAUAAACAUGCAUGCAAUAAAAAGUAGACAAAGUUUAAAGUUACAAGGUGCUUGAUAUUAUUUACCUGACUGGAUUUUUUACUUAAAUAUUCCAGAUUUAAAUGAAGAGAAAAAUUCCGUGAAUGUGCCAGAGCCAGUCACAAGAGCUAGUCUAAAGCGAGAGCCAGAGCCAGUCACAAGUAACUCUGUUUGAAAUUUUUAUAGCGUGGAGUAAAAUUGCUUUUUAAUAAGUAUAAUCAUAUAGAGGGCAAAAUUAGUCGAAUAUGAUUGGCUAAUGAUGAGGGCAUUUUUUCUUAAUUCAAGGCAAAAUUAUUUGUACCUGAUUGGCUGGGACGCAAGCGCGGGAAGUUUCCUGUUUUAAAUAGCAAUAAAAAUAAUGGCUUCUCGCUUUGUCGUUGCGAAUAAUGAUGUUUAAAGAAUUAAAACCUAGUGAAAACUCGAACACUGGAAAAAGUGCAAUUUUAUGGAUUGGAGUAUUUAAGAAAUAGGCAGCAUUAAGGAACAUCGGCGAAGACAUGGAGACAAACAAGGUUCAAGAACUUGACAAUUUCACAAUUUACUUACGAAUAAAUUUUGCCCUCUAUGAUUAACAAGUAAUCGUACAGUUCCUCGUAAAAUUAAGGUUUAAUUUCACUUGUGUUUUCAAAGUUUGUGAAAUUUUGAAAACACGCGUGAAAUUAAACCUUAAUUUUACUCGGCCCCAUGCGAUUACCUAUACUAUAAUUUUUAUUAUUUAGGUACUAUUUAAAGCACGCAUAGGAGUGUUUAUCACAUAUAAAACACGUAUUUUAUAUGUGAUAAAACACGACUACAAGUGCUUUAAUUAAAUGGCUUCAAAAACGACUCAUCUUAUACGAGUUCAUUGGCGAAGUAAUUUUUAAAAUAAACUUUGUCUAAACGGAGAAAAUCAAAGCUAAAGUUUAUGUAAAUUAACAUGAUUUUUUAUCACAUCGUAGUCUUUCAAAACAUGGUUUGGAAACUCCGCUGAAGUCUUUGUUCUAUCUUUUUGUUCGCGUUUAUGCAGUUUUGUGCACGGUGCACGGUCAAUGAACACAUUGUAUUUCAGUAUAAUGAACGAAUCAUCCAAUAGCAACGUUUCAGUUCAGUCAUUCAACCAUGAUAUUUAAAUAUUAAUAAACCUAAAACAAAGAAUGUGCAUGCACGGUACCACGACACGCUUAUGAUUUUUGCUUUGUGUUUUGCUCCUGAAUUAUUAAUGAGUUUUUGAAAAAUAUAUUAAAACUUGAUUUGCUAAAUGGACAAGUACAGUAGGUGGUAUAAUUGUGAAGCAAUUGCCAGCUCUUUGCUUUUUUUAAUAAAAGCUGUUGUUGUUUAUGAUUAUAGUUGAUGUGGAGAAAGAAGAGCAUAUUUUUGAAGAUGAAGAUAAUGAGGACUUCUCAUUAUACCUCCUUGGUCGAGAGGUAUUUUUAAAUUAAAAGUAAACAGAAGCAAGAGCAUAAAGAAGGUUAUGGCACUGGAUGGCAAUAUAACUUUUUAAAAAUUCUUUUUACAGUUCUCUAAACCCUAACCAGGAGGAGACAGUUGCCUGCGUGGACAACAAAACAACCGAUUCCGGUUGCUGCCCUCAUCUUACCGAGCUAGGUACGUGUGUUUGGAAUCACUUCGCAACAAUAAACCAUCCGUAAAUGUUGUUUGCAUUAUCAUGAUAAUUUUAAAUUAGAUUUCUUUCAAGAAGCGUUUCUUUAUUUUAAUGCCGUAUGUAAACUGUACUACGACUAAUUUACACACUAUUUUAGCAUGUACUAUCACAAAAUAUUACCAUCAAUAAUUAGGAAAACAUACUAGGUGUUCCUUAUAUUUACGUGGUGUUAAAACUGAAGAAGCCCUGAACAGUGUAACGGCUUCUAUCUGUCCAACCUCAAAAUGACUGAAAGUAAAUUUAAUCAAAGUAUCGUACCAAUAUAUUAAUACCAAAACCAUAACAUACGUUUAUAUAUAAUGCUUUGUAAUUGAACUAAAUUUGCAAUUUAGGCCUACCAACAGACAACGGUGGUAAUAAACUUGUCUUUCAUUUUGGUAAAUGACACUACACAUUUAUUACAAAAUCAUUUUAACUGUAACUUUAUAGUUACUGAACUUUGAAAAGUUCCUUUUUACAUUGUUUAAUUGUCUAGAUUCUUUUGCGAGGGAAAACAUUAGCCCACAAAUAGCGGAUAUUGGCCCGCGUGAAAAAGGCUACUAAAGAAUAGUUUACUGAAUAGCAUUUCUGCCUCGCUAAGUUAUGGCCAUGCAGAUAUUUGUUUCAUUUUGGAAUAUCAAAACUUUUUAAAUUUAAGAGUAUAUAUAGCAUGUUAUUCUCAUCGAACAUUCAGACCUGGCUUUAAUUGUGGAACGUUAUACGAUAAAAACAUGGAAAAUUUGGAAAUGCCGGUUUAUGAUUUCCUGUUUGAGUUUAUAUUUACUUUUAACAUUUGCCACUUUAAAACGGAUUACUGGCAUUUCUGCCCUUGCACAGUUAGACCAUGGAUAAUAAAAUACAUGGAUAGGAAACUAGCUGACGUGACCUAAUGUUUUCAAUGGGAUGAUGGCGUUGAAACCUAGUUGCAAACCAAAUUCUCAAAAACGGCAUGUUUAGCGAUAAUACAGCUAAACAUUUUAGUCAAAGAGCAAAUAAAUAUAACUAAGCCAUUCUACGAUGAAAUCUCUAAGUAUUUCCAGUCAAUUUUAGCAAAUAUUUCAAGCACUAAACAGUGAAAAAUGCAUCGCAAAUUUCGUAAAAAUUGGCGACGCCAAUUUCGUAGCUACAAAUGUUAAAAAGUACAAAACAAAGACGAAAAACAUUUACCUUGAAUACUUUGUCGUGGCUUAGGCAUGUUUUUAAAACAAUUAGACCAGUUUAUGCUUCAAUAUUACUCUUUCAAAGCGGAAAAUAUAGCAAAACAACAAAAAUGCUGAGAACUUUGGCAAUACAUGUGACGUCACAGAUUGCAACUAGGUUUAGACUGUGACGUCAGUUAGUUUCCUAUCCAGUUAUUUUACAAUCCAUGGUUAGACCGAAAAUUUUAUGCAACAGUAAAAAUUUUAACACAGGGAAAAUUGAUGUGCAAUGGAAGGAAAGAUGUGAAGAAUCCAUGGUAAAACUGGAAGAAUUAAUAGGAAUUUCUGACACAGGAAAAUCAUCGUUUACCCAGUACGCAAGACGAAGGUGACAUAUUUUUAUUCUUACUACAUUCAUUCUUUUACAAAGCCUCUUUUCCAUUCAUCGCAACUUUCAUCUAAUCACAGUACUCGACAGUUUAUUUUCAAUAGAUGCAAGCAUUUGCAGCGAACUUGCGAGUUGGUUUUAACGAUGAGUGGAAAAGAGCCCUAUACUCCUCCUUUAAAUAACAUGUAUAGUCUUUCACCCAUAAUAAUGAUUCACGUUUAACGUUUUGGAUACCAUUAUCAUCAUAAUCAUUAUAUCAUCGUCGUUAUCCUCAUUAUUGCCAUCUUAGUUCUAAUCACCAUGAAAUAACAGCCAUCCCAAUGAACAUCCUUUAGAAAAGAUGAAUCAAGAUUAUCAACAAACAAUACAACAAACAGAUUAUCAACAAACAACAACAUAUAUUUUAUCACCAUGCAAACAUACAAAGAACUUAUUAUUAUAUUAUUAUUAUUAUUAUUAUUAUAUUAUUAUUAUAUUAUUAUAAUAUUAUUAUUAUUAUUAUUAAAUGCUUACAAUGAAUUUCACUCUGCAUCCUCACCCCCGUUCCAGGAUAUCUAAUGGGCUACCCCUUAUAACCCUGGUUGUGGAGUAUCGGGUUACUUUAUUACGCCUGUUUUCGACAUACCUUACUGGCUAUAAAGUACGCCUGUUUUAAGCACGCCUUGUAGUCACGGUUUCUGGCUACACUCUUUGUAUCAUUUUUAGGGGCGGAGGUGGGGGAUUUGCCACCCUCUCCCGGCAGUAUAUCAAGUGGUCCACCCCUAAUAACAAACGUAAAAUCUCGCCAAAACCGGGAUUUCGCCGCUGACACAAAAAUACUCCUUUGUGUUAUAUAGGAAAUUAAACGAUACGAAAAUGGACGGUUCGAUUAGUAAUACUACUAUUCAUAUAGCUGUCGACCCAGAUAAAGACAUCUCUACUAUUGAAAAGAACAGUGAAUCAAUAUUAAAGGAAAUAAUAUCAGCUAUCUGUACUUUGCUAGAUGGAGAUGGUGGAACAAAAGUUGGUUUCUUUAUAACAACUGAUUAUAAUCUUUAUUUACUGUGUCAAUCACAAGUUGUACAAGUACCUCCUCUGGAACCACUAGAGAAAGUCAAGCACGAUAUCAUCAACAGAAAAGUCGUUGAGGAACCAGUCCAUCUUGGCUCACAUUGGACAAAAUUUGUUAAAGAUACAAAUUCUGGCUUACAUGAGACAAAAACUGUUCAGUUCAAGAAUAUAAAAGCAGGUCCAUCAAAACGCACCAGACUAGCAGAUCGUAUGACUGGUAAAGGUAAUAAAUUCAGUUGCUAUGUUUCCGCUUUUUCCAACUAUAACGGAGGUCAUAUUUACUAUGGUAUCAGAGAUGCUGGAAUUGUUGAAGGAGAAUUGAUUUCCAAUGAGGAGGACAUUGGUGAAAUAACAAAGAAAGUUGAGAAAGCCAUCAACAAGAUGAUCUGGCCUGAGCAGAUUGGUCAACCAAAACGAGGGGAACACUGGGAAAUAUUCUUCGAGCCAGUGAAAGGUGAAAACUCUAAACCUAUCCCGUCAACCUUUGUGGUCGUGAUCUACAUCGCUCCUUGCCUGGGUGGUGUGUUCACUGAGGAACCAGAAUGUUGUGAAAUAGUGGAAGGGAAAGUUAACAAGAUGUCGCUCGCCACUUGGAAAAAACCAAUAUUACAUCCAGUUUGGUUGCGUAGUAAGGAAGAAAUCCCGCGUUUACUUCAACGUGUUGCUUGGAGCUCAGCUGAGGCUCGGAAGAUUUUCACUGUUGUAGGGGAAAAA